AUGAGUUCUAAAGAAAAAUAUAAAGAUUUGUUACCCACAAACAGUGUUUUUACUAACGAUCGAACUGUAUAUAAAUCUCAAUUUGUUGGACUUGAUGAUAAACCGUAUGACACAAAAUGUGUUUUGUGCGAUGGAAAAUUUACUCUUCCUGAAAAUGAAAAAGAGCUCUUGACUCAUUUAUUUAAAGAACAUCGACUUGUAAUAGGAGAUAUUUGGAAUAUUGCUAGUUUAAAAAGCUAUAUCCAUUAUUGGAGUAUUAAAUUUAAGGAAGAGCCUUUGACUAAAUUCUGUACAACAAUGUUAAUGGAUUGUACUCCUGAUGGGAAACCGAGUAAAAAUGAAAAAUAUUUUUUACUUUCUGAUUGUAUUUCAGAAGAUAAAACUUUAAGAGAUGAGAUACAUAGAGCAAAACUGGAAUGGGCUUUAUCAGAACAAGCAAGAGAAAGAACAGAUACUAAUUUUAAACGUGGUUGUAUUUUUUGUCGGAUGGAAUUUUCAGGUUCACGUAUUAUAUAUAUAAAGCACUUAGCCCAAAAACAUAAUUUAUAUCUUGGUAAACCAGAUAAUUUAGUAUUCAUAGAUGAAUUUUUAGAUAAAAUUCAAACUACCAUUGAAAAUUUAAUAUGCAUAUAUUGUGAAAAAUUAUUUAAAGAUCGUACAGCUUUGAAAGAACAUAUGCGUAAGAAACUUCAUAAAAGAAUAAAUCCUAAUAAUAAGGAAUAUGACAAAUUUUAUAUAAAUAAUUAUUUAGAACCUGGAAAGUCAUGGAGACAUAAGCAGAGUAAAGAAAAUGAUGUGGUAGAAGAUCAAAGUAGUGAAAAUGAAGAUGAAGAUACUUGGUCAGAUUGGAAUGAUGAAGGCAUUGGUAUAUCAUGUUUGUUCUGCAAUUACAGUAAUAAACAUUUUCACCUUAUUCUGGCACACAUGAAGAUAGAACAUGAUUUUGAUUUUAGAACCGCAUCAAAAAAUUUAACAUUUUAUCAAAAAGUAAAAGUAGUUAAUUAUGUUAGGAGACAAAUUCAUUUACAACAAUGCGUUUUUUGUGAAACAAAAGUAGAUAAUGUUUUGAAACAUAUGAAAGAAGAAAAUCAUUUUAAGAUACCUUCACAAAAAAUGUGGGAUCAACCAGAAUUUUAUUUCCCUAUGAAUGAAAAUGAAUCCUUUCUGUAUAAUUUGGAUACAAGUAGUACUAGUGAUGAAGAAAGUGAUACUGAAAAUACAACAGAAGUAAUGUAUGAAACACCUAACUAA
Eufriesea mexicana is the source of this 1251-nucleotide messenger RNA. RefSeq names its product zinc finger protein 277. The record is from RefSeq and is a predicted model, not a curated record. The transcript has 8 exons. Bases 1 to 1251 code for a protein of 416 amino acids. NCBI's taxonomy places the organism in Eukaryota, Metazoa, Arthropoda, Insecta, Hymenoptera, Apidae.